This is a messenger RNA of Bombyx mandarina (wild silkworm), 5050 nucleotides long. It is a transcript of the gene lig, whose product is annotated as ubiquitin-associated protein-like lingerer. Lineage: Eukaryota; Metazoa; Arthropoda; Insecta; Lepidoptera; Bombycidae. Gene Ontology annotation, molecular function: protein binding. Gene Ontology annotation, cellular component: cytoplasm; nucleus. The record is from RefSeq and is a predicted model, not a curated record.
GAGCGCAUUCACAGGUAUGGAAAUCGGUCAAUUUUAUUACAAAAUCAGUUAAAUUUCGGACUGUACCGUAGAUUUAAGCUGCUUGUAAAUAGAGGCUGUAAAUAUAAAAAUAAAUUUAGUUAACAAUGAGUUUGGGAGCGCGCGCCACCAAGUGUGGUGCGAAAGGCAAGGAGGGCAAACACGCCGCCGACAAGGGCAAGGGCGCAGAUAGACCACAGCCCAAGGAGAAGGCCAAACCGCAGGCGACUACAGAACAACUCCGAAUGGCACAUAUGAUCGACCGUAAAAGCGACGACUCGUCCGAGGUUCGACGAAUGGUCCUGGAGUUAAUGGAGAUGACCUGUAGGACUGAAGAUGAGGUUUGCUCCGCCCUACAUGACACAGACAACGACCUCGACGCCGCCUGCAACCUGCUACUUGAAGAAAGUCAACGGAUACAGGGCGAAUGGCAAACCAGAGAGAAGAAAAAGAAGAAACCUCCCGCCCCCGCCGGCAACGGCGAGGUCGAGCCGCGCGACCCGCGGAGCCGCUCCGGACCGAGAUCACGUCGCGGGGACACGGAGCGUCCGGAGCGCGGCGAGGGCUCGUGGCGGGGACGCGGCGGGGGGCGGGGGAGGGGAGCCGCCCGGGGAGCGCGGGGGGGCGCGCGGGGCGGCAGGGGCAGACCUCGGGGGGCAAGAGAGCACGACUACACGCCCCUCGACAGCGGAUCCUCUCCACAAGAUCCAAAUGCAGGAGAUUCGUUCCCUGCAACGGAAGACUGGGACAACGAGGAGUGGUCAGGAUCUCUGUCCGAUACCAAGUGUUGCGGUGUGCAGGUGUUCAUCGCGAGCUCCAGCGCGCAGCUAGCCGCGUCCGACGCCGCGCCCGCCGCCCGCAGCGAAGACUGGGACACCCCGGAAACGCCUAAUGGCCCAACCGAAGGCCACAUUCCCACUUACACAUACCACAAUCCACAUCACCACAACAUUAUCGAGCAAGCGACGGUGAACGCGGGCAGUCGGCAGUCCCCGGUAGCGGAGCCCCCGGAGCCCUACAUACAUCAGCAUACGCACCAGCCGAUGGGCAUGUCGGGGAGCCUGUCAGCCGCGCAGACGCAGUACCUCACGCAGCUCACCCAGCAGUCGCAGAGACAUGACAAUAGUGUAUACACUUCAAAUUAUGGUGUUUACGGGUCCACGGACAUCAGUGCUCAAAGGAAACCGCAGAGGGCGCGAGUCCCGCCACCUUCUAAGAUACCGUCAUCAGCCGUCGAGAUGCCGGGAGGGGAGAGCCCCGGAAUGUUCCUAGACGUGCAGUUCGGUGCUCUAGAACCUGACACGCUACACGACACCACGCCCACCAGCAAACCGCUGAACGCGACGCCCGAGCAGCCCGCCCCCGCGCCCCCCGCGCCCGAGCCCGCCGACCCGCCCGCCGCGCCCCCCGCGCAACUAUUGACUGAAACAAUCCCGACAGUGGAGACGCCGGUCGCGGCGCCCGCAGAACCCGCCGCCGCCGCCGCUGCCGCUGCCGCCUCGUCGUUGGAGAAGCAGUUGAGCGCGUCGAUGAAGCAGCUGAGCGUGUCGGGGAGCGAGCCGCUGCCCGCCGCGCCCGCCCCGCAGCACUACGCGCACCACCGCCCGCCCAAGCAGGCGGCGUCGGCGGCGGGCGCGCAGAACGUGUACGCGCACCACGCCGUGUCGCACCACCCGCCCGUGUACGGCGCCAGCGUCUACGCGCCGCCGGUGAACUCAACGAACGCGUCGCUAACUGGCGCCUCAGCAAUGGCCGCCACGGCCUACCCCUCAAGUGUAACGCUGACUCAAUUUCAGCCCAUCAUGAACUCAUACCAGACAUCGUCGUCGGGCGCGGUGUACGGCGGCAGCGCGCUGUACACUGCGGCUCCGUACACCGCCUACCAGCCACCGGCACAACCUAAGAUCCAACCCAAAGAGCAUCAGUAUGACAACUCAGUAGCGUCGAGCAACAGUUUGACGAGUACGUCCACCACGCAGACGUCGACAGCCAAGAUUACGACGACUACAGUAGGAGCCGCGGCAGGAGUGGGGGGCGCGUACGCAGGAGGAGCGUUGUACAGCGGGGCCACCACUACCCCCUACGCCGCGUACGACGACCAGCUCAUGAGGUCCACGCAUCCGCACCAUAUGGGCGGCUACUACGAGGUGGGCUACGGAGCCCGGGACGGCGCCUUCGGUCUCAGCGCGGGCGACAGGUUCGGGCGGACCGACGCUGCCUCCCCGCAGCAGGUCCCGGCAGCCGCUCUACCUCCGGGAUACGCGUACUUCGCGUACCAACCGCCUCCCACCACAUACCAAUACGGAGUGUAUCCCACGUACGGCGGCGGCUCGGCGGUGGGCGGCGGCGGCAAGGUCGGCUCCUACGCGCAGCAGCAGCAGCCCGCCUACGACGCGCAGGACAACUACAAGCCCGCUAACAAAGGAAGACAAGGCCACGGGCCACCCGACGGCGCGCAGUACACUGGCGCGGCCGGCAAGACGGCGGGCGCCGCCGCCGACCUGGGCGCCGCAAUGUACGCCAAGACGCACGUCACGCUCAACAAGGUUAACAGUUACGACAAGGCGACGUUCCAGAGCGGCACCCCGCCGCCCUUCGGCGCCUCGCACCUGUACAUCCCCGCGCCGCCGCACCACCACCACCACCACCACCAGAUGGAUGUUCGGGUGAACAAUAAUCAUAAUAGGCGGGAGAGUGGUUCGGGGGGGGCUCGCUCAUCGUCAAGCAAACCCGCCGCCAGCAAGCCGAACUACUCACAGUCGUACUGGGCGCCCAACUAGCUGCUACAGACACGGAGUUCGUCAGUAGCGAGACGCAUGUACAUAGAUAACGGAGCGUCCCUAACAGACAAAUUGAAGCUUCAAUUGCUACUGCUGGCGUUGUCUCGCUGAACACCAACCGAACAAGGAAUGUUACAUCAAACAACUCGGAAAUGUCGCCCCCCUUCGGACGACGUGGAACUGUUACAGUAUUGUCAGCCGAUAACAUCGAUUUUCGCGUGUCGCAUACACGAGGGAGCCUCGCGUUUAUAUAGUUCAUUUAGACUAUUCUGGAAAGUGAAUGGAAUGAACGCGGGACCGAAUCGUGGAAAUGUCGAGCCGUAUACCUUUGACGAUACCUUCAAAAAAAAAAAAAAAACAAUUAUCCUAUUUACAUUCGCAGAUAUGACGUUCGUACGAACUUUUUGUCGUCACUUGACAGCUGUCAGUAUUAGCUUACGUCACUGCGAUGAUUGUUUGGUAAAAUGGAAUUGCCUAUGCGGUUUUCUUUUUCUUAAUUCACACCGUAACUAUGCAUUGUAUGUAAAAAGUAUUUUCGUCUAAUAAGUAUGUACAAAAUAGUCACAAUACGCGAUAUUCUAUAGAAUUAAUUGAGUCACUGAAAUGUAAAUUACACAACAAAAGCAUUGUUGAAUAUUUUUUAAAGCAUUUUUUUGUAAUUCCUCGAUAGCGAAGUUUUGUUUUGAUAUUAUAAUGACGCGAUUUCUGAAUAAACCACACUUAAUGUCGCAUUUCGUCGAACAAAUAUUACCAGUUUUUUUUUUAUUUGUUGUGGGUAUUUUAUUUUUACGAAUGAAAUGUAGACAUUUAUACACGCACAAUAACAUUAUGCUCUAAGUUGAUUCGGUAGCUGAACGAUAUGAAUAAGACCACGGUUUUAAUAGUGUCAUGUCCCUUUCUCAUUUAUUGCGUUAAUAUUAGCGGUAGGCAGCGGCUUGGCUCUGCCCCUGGCAUUGCUGAAGUCUAUGGGCGACGGUAACCGCUAACCAUCAAGUGGGCCGUAUGCUCGUCUGCCUACAAGGGCAAUAAAAAAAAAGUAAAGUACCGUAAAUUAACAUGCAAUACAUGCUAUUAAAAAUGCAAUAUAAAAAAUAAAAUAAGAUAUUCGUAACAGCGAAUGUAUAAAAGUGGGAAAAAUAAAUCAUUUAUGUGCAUUGGUUAUAAAUAAUGGUACAUUUGAAAUUUUGUGAGUGAUAAAACAAUGACAGUAACAAUCUAUAAUUAAUAUCAAAUAAUUACUGUCGAUGUAUCAAAGAUUUAGAUUGAUUCGAAGAGUAAAAUGGUUGUGCUAUAAUUUGAACAUUACUGACAAAGAAAACCAGAUUGUUUUGAAAGUAAAGAAAUGAAAACAUUUGUGUUUAAAUUUCUACGGACAAUGAUCUAUUAAAAUCUGGAUUGGUAUCAGUUUUCGAAUGUAAAGGUUGCCUGAAAAAGUUGAAUUUCAAUUGCCAUGAGUUUGAAAAAUGCUUAGUAGAAAUAAUAAUUAAGAUCCGCUUCGAUACAGUGUAUUUUUGAAUGUUGUAUUUUAUUCUUAAACACAUGGCCAUUAAAAAGGUGGCCCCUGUCUUUUAGGUAACUUUCGUAAAUGACUUUUUCAUUUUAAAAUAUGCAAAUGAAAUGUGGUCUGUGGUAAAAAAAAUCUGUCAAAUUAUUGUCUAUGCGUAGGUGUCUUUCGAUGUUACAAUACUAAAAUAAUGCUCGUAUGUAGUAGUACCUAAGCCGUUAUAGUGUAUUCAAAGAAGAGCUGUUUCCUUGUAAUGACGUUUCGUAACAUUCCUUGUGCACUAUUCUUUUUUUUUUCGAAAUCGAUAAUGUAAAAUAUUGAAUCGUACAUAAUUUUUUUGUUUUAAAAUAAAAUUUAUAGUCUACAAAGCGUCGGAGCGUGUUAUAAAAUCAUCUCAAACUUAAUGAUAAGCUUUGUGUAAUUAUUAUGAUUUAUUUGUUUUUUUUUUGUACCCUCGUCUCCGAUGCUGCAUUCUCAAGUUCUGAUAACUGUAGGGUUAGCUAAAUUAACCGUAGUUUCGUAUGUAAUAUCUUUUAUAAAUAUGUAUUUGUAAGUGCGGCGGUGCGCCAUGUGCACUAAGCCGUCCCGUAAUGUAUUUAGUUGACGAACUUGUAAUAUUAUUAAAAUUACGGAAAUAAAUAAAAAUGAAUGUUAGGUCGAUAAUAUUAGUCGAGGUCCUUUUUUUAUGUGAAUGGAUGAUCUCGCCAGCGUACGAAGCUGUGAGAAAUACACAUAUUGAGAAAAUAAA